Molecule: messenger RNA, 693 nt
Organism: Pelecanus crispus (Dalmatian pelican)
Lineage: Eukaryota; Metazoa; Chordata; Aves; Pelecaniformes; Pelecanidae
Source: RefSeq, a predicted model, not a curated record
GAGGAAUCAAAGAUGAACUUGGAGCAGGAGAGGCCUUUUGUCUGCAGUGCCCCAGGCUGCUCACAGCGUUUUCCAACAGAGGAUCAUCUGAUGAUUCACAGGCACAAACAUGAAAUGACUUUGAAGUUUCCUUCAAUAAAAACAGAUAAUAUGUUAUCAGAUCAGACUCCUACACCAACACGCUUUCUGAAGAACUGUGAGGAAGUGGGCCUCUUCAACGACAUCGAUUGCUCCCUAGAGCACGAGUUUAGGAAGGCACAAGAAGAAGAGAACAACAAAAGGAAUAUCUCCAUGCAUAACACAGUUGGAGGAGCAAUGGCAGGACCUGGAUCUCACCAGCUGACAAAUACAAGGAUGCCAAACCAUGACACCAGCGUCGUGAUUCAACAAGCCAUGCCAUCUCCACAGUCCAGUUCAGUCAUUACGCAAGCACCUUCCACAAAUCGACAGAUUGGGCCUGUCCCAGGUUCUCUGUCUUCUCUACUGCACCUACACAACCGACAAAGACAGCCUAUGCCUGCCUCUAUGCCUGGCACCCUGCCCAACCCCACCAUGCCUGGAUCUUCUGCUGUACUCAUGCCUAUGGAGCGACAAAUGUCAAUGAACUCCAACAUCAUGGGGUUGCAGGGGCCGAACCUCAAUAAUCCGUGUGCUUCACCUCAAGUCCCCCCAAUGCAUUCAGAAGCCAAAAUG